This is a messenger RNA of Rhineura floridana, 4591 nucleotides long. RefSeq names its product chromosome alignment maintaining phosphoprotein 1 (gene CHAMP1). Gene Ontology annotation, biological process: attachment of mitotic spindle microtubules to kinetochore. The record is from RefSeq and is a predicted model, not a curated record. Bases 263 to 3484 code for a protein of 1073 amino acids. Lineage: Eukaryota; Metazoa; Chordata; Lepidosauria; Squamata; Rhineuridae. The transcript is spliced from 2 exons.
ACUACAACAGGGGGCGUUGCAAACUCCAAGCAGCCCUUGGGCUGCAGCAGCUGGACGGCGCGAGCCAAUAACAGAGCGCCUGUCCGGCUACGCUACUUCCCCUCGCCUUGGUCUCGUCCGCUAUUCUUUUCUCUCAGCCUCGGCAUUUUGCUUUCCCCGGCUCGUGGAAACAGACGCCAUUGUAGGGAAGCGCUGAAGGAGGAGCAUCUCUCUCCAUAGUCGUUGUUUGUUCCCGGAAAUACUGGAGCUUACAGUUUGAAACAUGUGUAGUGUUUUGCAAGCUGACAGUAGAAAAAUUGACAUGUUGAAGAUCCUGCGUAAAACAACGGAGCACUUAGAAUGUGACCACUGCAAUUUCAGAGGCUCCGACUAUGAAAAUAUACAGAUUCAUAUGGGAACUAUCCACCCUGAGUUUUGUGAUGAAAUGGAUACUGCAGGAUUGGGGAAGCUUAUAUUUUACCAAAAAAGUGCAAAGUUGUUCCAUUGCCACAAAUGUUUUUUUACCAGCAAGAUGUAUUGUAAUGUUUAUUAUCACAUCACAGCACACCAUGGGAUUCCUGACAAAUGGAAUGAAGAGCAGAAAGAUUUGUUAGUAACAGAUAAGGAAUCCGUAAAGAAACCUCUCUUUGUGGAACCUCAAAAGCCUUCUCUUUCUCCUGAGUCACUGAAACCUACUGUUUCUCCAGAGUCUCAGAAGUCUGUUACCUCUGAACCCCUCAAGUCUGAUGUUGGGUUAUCCUCCACAAAGCCCAUCUCAGUUGUAUCCUUGGAGCAACAGAAGGUUGUUCUAGUUGCAUGCCCAGAGCCACAGAAACUCAUCUCUGCUGUAUCAUCUGAGCUUUCAAAACCUAUUCCAGUAGUGUCAUCAGAACCAUUUAAACCAGCUGCUUCUGUGACUCCAGAACCACUGAAAACUGCCCCAGUGGAGUCCCUAGAGGUACCAAAAUCUGUAUCUGCUAUCUCCCCUGAGCCACAGAAACCUGGCACAGCCACAUACAUUGAGACACAGAAACCCUUCCCUGUUGUACAUCCAGAACUCCAUGUAUCUAUCCCAGAGCCAGAAAAGCCUGCAGCACUUGUUUCUCUAGAACCACAGAAACCAAUUCAACCUGUGUCCCCAGAACCUCAAAUGUCUGCUGUGCCUGCAUCUCCACCUGUGGCUACAUCUGAACCACAGAAAUUAGCUCCGGCUGUGUCUCCCGAGCCCCGCAGGCACACUCCGGCUGUGUCUCCCGAGCCCCGCAGGCACUCUCCAGCUGUGUCUCCCGAGCCCCGCAGGCACUCUCCGGCUGUGUCUCCCGAGCCCCGCAGGCACUCUCCGGCUGUGUCUCCCGAGCCCCGCAGGCACUCUCUGGCUGUGUCUCCCGAGCCCCGCAGGCACUCUCCAGCUGUUUCUCCUGAGCUAAAGAAACCUGCUGCUUCUGCUCUGUCCUCAGAACCUCGCAGGCAUAUUCCUCAAAUGCGAAGACCUGCUUUAACACUUUCCCCUGAGCCACGAAAACCUGAGCCACCAAUACCAGAUCCCUGGAGGCCUGCUCCCAAUAUUGCUCCAGAGCCCUGGCGGCCUGCUCCUAAUAUUUCUCAUGAGCAGCAGAAGUCUCCUAUUACUGUGUCACCUUGGUCCCCCAAACCUCCCACAUCUAUGUCACUUGAGUCCAGGAGGCCUGCCUCAGAACCUCGAAGACCAGGCUCUAUGAUGUCUCCAGAGCCUCAGAAGUUUGUGCCAGAGCCUUGGAAAUCUACUUCCUUGCCUGAGCCUCAGAAAUCUAGUCUGGCUUCCUCAGAGCCCUGGAAACCCAUUUCUUCUGUUUAUCCUGAAGGGUGGAAACCAGUUUUGUCUCCUGACACCUGGAGGUCAUCACCACCAGUGCCAUCCUCUGCUCCUCCUCCUGUGCCAUCUGAGCUUAGAAAACCUGGUCCUCCAAUGUCACCUGAUCUUUGGAAACCUUCCUUUUUUCCUGAGCAACGUAAGCCAGCUCCUACUGUGCCUCCUGACCCUUGGAAAUAUUCUUCUGAUUCUCGGAAGUCUCCUUUCUUUCCAGAGACUCAGAAGCCUGCUCCUUUUGUUUCCUCUGAACUCCAAAAACGUGCUUUGUUUUCUGAACCCCGAAAACGGCCCCUGUUUUCCGAGCCUAAAAAAUCUGUUCCUCCUGUUUCUGCUGAAGUACAAAAACGCUCUUUCUUUCAUGAUGCUCACAUGUCUUUUCCUGAAGUCCAAAAACAUGCCCUCUUUUCUGAACCUCACAGACCUACUCCUGUUUCUCCUGAGGCCCCAAAGCACACUUUCUUCCCAGAGCCCCAGAAACAAGUUGCUGUUUCUCCUGAAAUUCCAGAGCGUGUUCCCUUUGCAGAGCCUCAGAAACCACCUGUUCUUUCUCAUGAAGUUCUGAAGGCUCCUGCAGUUUCUCCUGAAAUCCAGAAACACACAACCUUUGCUGAACCACAGAAGCCACCUCCUGGUUCCCCUGAGAAACAACAGCAAGGUUUCUUUGCUGAGCCUCCAAAAAGUACUCUUUUACCUGAGCUCCAAAAACUGGCCCCUUCUGUGUCUUCUGAUCCAAAGCAAAUAUUUGGUUCUGAUGUCCACAAACCAAAGGAAACAGCAGACAUAGAAGCCCACAAAAGUGCAGUCUCUGACUUCAGCCAGCCUGCUGCAUCCAUUUUUUCAGACUUGCAGGCGCAUACCGAAUCUGGUAAUAAAGAUUUCUUCACUGAGCCUCAAGAAAGUGAGAAUCCAUUCACUAGUCUGUUACCUCCAAAGGAGCAGCCUAUGCAAGCCAGGGAACCUGCAGAAGAAGUUUUAUUUUCUUGUCCAAAGAAGAAACCUAAGAAGGAAAAUCAGGAGACUCCGAGUACAGACCUUACUAGCAGUGAGAGUGGAAAUACUGAAAUGGAUACCUCUGAGGUGAAGGAACAGGAAUCCAACAGUGAUCAAGAACAGUUUGAUACAGAAUCUAAUGAUCUCAGUAAAGAGUCUAAAAUUGAUGCAGCUACUCCCACUCAACCUCAAUGUGUGCUGCAGUUUACCGAAGAGAAGGAGGCAUUUAUCUCUGAAGAAGAGAUAGCAAAAUAUAUGAAGCGUGGCAAAGGCAAAUAUUAUUGCAAAAUUUGUUGUUGCCGGGCUAUGAAAAAAGGUGCUGUUUUGCACCAUUUGGUUAACAAGCAUAAUGUUCACAGUCCAUACAAGUGUGACAUAUGCGGAAAGGCUUUUCUCUUGGAAUCUCACCUUAAAAACCAUGUUGCUGCUCAUGGUCAGAGUUUGCUUAAAUGUCCACGUUGCAGUUUUGAAUCAAACUUUCCUAGAGGCUUUAAGAAGCAUUUAACCCAUUGCCAAAGCCGUCAUAGUGAAGAGGCCAAUAAAAAACAGGGGGAUACCAUGACUGAACCACCUGGUCAGGGUGAAGAGGCCAAUAAAAUACCAGUGGAUGGCCCUGAACCAUUGAAUGCAUUGCUUACUGAAUCACUUACUGAACCACAGAUUUAAUUAUUUUUAUUUUGAAGCUGAGGAAUCUUCAAAUAUGUUAGAUUGUAGUCAGUAAUGCCAUGGAACUAAUGUGAAUAACAUAAUAAUUAUGUUAUAUAUUAUCAUAUAAAAUUAAUAAAAUAAUAAACAAUAAGUGUGAGGGCCACAAUCCAGUGCAAAAUUAAGUGGACAACUCAUUGAUUUAAAUAAGCUCUAGUAUGCUUAAAUGUAUUAUAUUGUAGCCAUUAUAUAUAGUUUUCAGAAAUAGUGAAACUUUCCUGCCAAAGUAAUAGGACUGUACUGGAUUGUGUGUACGUUGGGGUGUCAUUUAAAAAACAAAAAGAGAUUAGUCAUGGACAGAGCAGUCCAGUUUUAAAAAUUAUUUUGUGGCAGAAUGAUCAAGUUCCAAGCCUUGCCAGUCCUACACUGCCCAGGGUAGAAGGUUGGGGGGAAAGGAGAGCUAGAAGGAACAGAAGCUGGACCUAGCAUACUUCUCCCCACCCUCCCACAUAUCUUGAGGGUGUAUCUGGAGAUCCAGCAAAUUCAAAACCUCCCCUGAUCCACCGGCCCCCCACUCCCUCCACCAUCUGAGCAAUGAUAGCAUGGUGGCUGGAAGGGAGCUUCCAAGGAUAGAUGGAGAUCUACAAAAUCCUGUGGCUUCUGUGACAUGCUCCCAGGGAUCACAGGAUAGCACACUAAAAUUAUUAGAGUAGCAGAAAUUUGGCAACUAGCCCAACCAGUUUACCUGUACAAUUCCAAUUUUCUAUUUUAAAAAUACUGAAUAAGUUCAAUACUUGGUGGAAGCAUCACAAAAUGGAAAUCACACUAAAUCUUGCAUGAAGUAAUAUAGUUAUUUGUCUGGAAUUGUAAGUUGUGAUCAUUUUUAAGUAUUGCAAGGAGAAAGCAGUGUUCCCACCUCAGUAAAUUCUUUAGAUUUUUGAAGUAGUUGUGCUUCUGCUCUCACCCUAUUUGAAGUGCAAAUUAAUAUGUGCAAAAUGGCUAGAGAAACUUCAGAUGUAUUGGAAAUAUAUAUAAUGUCUUGUAUUAUUGUCCUUUAGAUUAGAAAAAAGUUCAUUUUAAGGACUGUUUUCUAUUCUUUUAACAAUAAAAAUAAUUUGUGCAUUGGAA